GACCGGGCCCGGGACUGAGCCAGCUCGAUACCGCCGAGGUGGGCCCCACGCGCGAGCGAAACCAGUGCCGGAACGUACCCACUGCGGUGUGCGCGCGUUAUACUGCCGUCCGUGUUGUGUGUAUUCGUUCCGUUCUAUCCGGCUCGUUAUUGUCUCCUCUGCCCGUGUGUUUUGGCCAACAUAUAAUAUUGUAUAGUGUCCGCGCAAACGGAACCGUCGAAUUACCGUGUUUGUUUACGCGCGAAAAAUUAAAAACACAACCCGCGGCGUCGGCGACGGCCGUGUUGUCGACAUGCAGGACGUCAAGAAACGGUACAUAUGGUCGGACAGGGAAACCGAACACUUCAUCAGGCUGAUCAUCGACAUGGGCAUCACGAACAUGUUGGACAGCAAAAGAAAAAGGAAUUCAGAUCUGUACUCCAGACUUGUCGAACCGAUGGCAGCAGGCGGUUUUACCAGAGAUGCAGCGCAACUGAGAACCAAGUGGAAACAUCUCAAACAGGACUACAAAGUGGAACUGGUGAGGAUCGAGAAAAACGGAGCGGCAAGUUCGAGGAUGUCAUACUUCCACUUACUUCACGAAGUACUUGGCGGUAAACCUAGUAACGCUAUGACGUACUUGUGUGAAGUAAUAUCAAACUCUCCUCCACGCCACGAUACAGGUGAAGGGAUCAAGGGUGAAUUCAUGAACUCGGUCGACGGGAUAAAGACUGAAAUCGUGGACGACGAUAAAAUGGAGACUGACUUCUACAGAAUGGCCGAGCCUCAGGUUGACAUCAUUCAAACGUACGACGUCCAUACCCAAACCGAUAGCACUCCGGAACAGCUCAUGUACCAAAAAUGCCAGUCGUUAGAAAAGCAAAUUAAAGAUCUAAAAGAAGAGUUGCGCCGAGAUCGCAACAAGCAAGUUAAAUUACAGGACAAACAUAUGCGCGACCUGCUAGAAAACCAAAAAACCCUAAUGGACGAAUAUUUUACCAAAACCUUGUUAUUUUUUAAGGCCAUGAAUCACGAUUAAUAAUAUUGUAAGACUAAUACAUUUUUUUCUCGUUGAACAUAAUAUUUAUUAUACAAUUUAAGCCACUUUUAUUAUUGAUAAUAUUUUGAUUGUCUUGUAAAUAUACUUCAAAAUAUGUUGUAAA
Molecule: messenger RNA, 1142 nt
Organism: Adelges cooleyi (spruce gall adelgid)
Lineage: Eukaryota; Metazoa; Arthropoda; Insecta; Hemiptera; Adelgidae
Exons: 3
Coding region: 293-1018 (241 amino acids)
Molecular function (GO): GTPase activity; GTP binding
Source: RefSeq, a predicted model, not a curated record